UUGAGCAAAUGUUUGCUUGUCCAAAUAUGUCAAAAAAGCCAACAAUUUCCACGGGGUCUACUUAUUUUCUCACAUGACAGUAUGUGCUUUUUGAAAUCAUUCUUUGUUGUUAUAAUAACCUCCACUCUUCUGGGAAGGCCUUCCACUAGAUUUUGAAGCAUGGCUGGGGAGAUUUGCACUCAUUCAGCCACAAGAGCAUUAAUGAGGUCAGACACUGAUGUUGGACGAGAAAGCCUGGCACUUAAUCAGCAUUCCAGUUCAUCCCAAAAGUUCAGUUUAGUGGGGUUGACUGUGUAGGACAAAUUUGGCAAACCAUGACUCCAAGGACCUGUCAUGCUGGAACAAGUUUGAGCCUCUUAAUUGCAGUGAAAGGAAAUCUUAAUGCUACAGCAUACGAAGACAUCCUAGACAGUUGUGUUCUUCCAACUUUGUGGAAACAGUUUGGGGAAGAUCCACGUAUGGAUAUGAUCGUCUGGUGUCAACAUACUUUUGGACAUACAGUGUAUCAUACUGGAUUGACCAAAGUAUUUUAUUGUAGAAAAUAUAGAUUUUUUAAAAAAAGAUUUAUUUCAUUUUAUUAUUUUUUUCUUUUACAGUUUUUUUCUUUAUUAUUUCAGAUGUAUAGGCCUACACCAAAGCAGAAUACUGGCAUGGCAUCAAACUAUUCAACAACAACACCUGCCUACACAACAGCACACAACAGCACAAAGGAAGAAAAUUUUAGAUGUGAAAAAUCAUAUGAUGGAGAAAGCUUGCUGCUUUGCAUAAUCAUAACUCUGUUUGCUUCAAUAUUUCUGAUCAUCAUAAUGUCUAUAACAUGGUUAAAAACGUAUCAGACCAUGAAGCGCAGAAUUAGGAGUCUGCAGAACACACAGCAGCAGGCACUGUUUCUUCCAUCUGCUGAAACUGAUCCUUCAGAGAAGAGCUCUGGGCCUGAACAAAUUAUUACAGUCCAGCUGGAACAAAAUGCCAUUUCAGCUUCUGAAUUUAACCUGCAAAGCAUGAAGUCAGCUAGUUCCUCAUUUAACAAAGCUAAUCUCAUGAUGCAUCAGCUCAUCAAAGCUGGAAAAGAAGGCAUGCUGUAUAAAGCAAAAAUGACACACGGUGCUAUCAAUGGCCACACCAUGUUCACCUGCAAAAUCUACAAAAGGGCCGCUAAACCCAAGCUGGUCAAAAGGGAGGUUAUGAUCAUGCGGACUUUAAACACGCACUCGAAUCUGUUACAACUUGUAGACUGGGACAUCACAGAAGAGCCCUAUAUGUUAAUUAUGGAAAAUGUGGAACAUGGCAGCCUGCACACCUACCUUAAAGCCAAUAAAGAUAGACUGUGCAAACAGGAAGAGCUACAGCACCUCUUCACCAUUGCACUUUACCACAUAGCACAGGCCAUGGACCAUCUGCACUCCAAAAUGAUAUUGCAUUGCAACCUGGCACUGAGGAAUAUCAUGGUACAGAGAUUUCCCCAUGAAGUAAAACUGGCCGAGUUUGGCUUGGCCAGAGACAUAACGAGGGGGUUGAGACUCUCGGGAAACUGUGAGAAGACCAACAGUAAGCGAAUUCCCUUUAGAUGGUACCCUCCAGAAUACUUCAAAGAUAACUUAUACGGAUUUAAAGGAGAUGUCUGGGCUUUUGGAAUUGUAGUCUGGGAGAUGCAAACAUUUGGCACUGUGCCAUACCCCGACUUGAAAACAUCAGAGGAAGUUGUGAGUUAUGUAUGUGCUGGCCACAGGACACGAGAACCAGAAGAAUGCAGGCCAGAAUUGCUUCAAAUGAUGAGAGACUGUUGGCAAGACCCCUACAUCACAAGACCUUCCUUUAUGGAUAUUGUCAAAGUUCUGGAGAACAUUCUGGAAAAUGAUCGUGACUAUGUGGAUAUGGACACCAGCACUGUCAUUGCAUCAGUGGAGUCUGAAGAUCGAGAUUAAUUAUUAUAACUGGUGUUAACAUCCCUUGUGCCCGAUGCUCCCUGGGAUAGGCUCCAGGAUCCCCCGCGACCCUGAAGAAGGAGUAAGCGGUAGAAGAUGGAUGGAUGGAUGGAUGGCGUUAACAUCAAAAAUGGAUUGUUGGGUCUGGUUCUACAAAUUUAGAUGAUUUCGGCAAUUUCAAUAGAUAAAUGUACAAGAAUUACUAUGUAUAUUUAAGCAUAAGUUCAGCCUGUGAUUACUAGCUUUUGAAAGCUCAUCUGGCUGUUUCUAAGUACAAUAUUACCAUAUUAACUAUGUUGAAUAAGUUGUACUCGGAUAACUCUGUGCUGGUUAAAGAAAAUAAAUUUAUUAGUCAAAAUAAUGAAGCAGAAUGGAGCUGCGCUGGAAUGACCCUGUGAAAAUUGCAAUCAAAAAUUGUAAGGCAUUUGCUUUCUAAUUGUUUAGUAGUCUAAAGCAUUUCAUAUGCAAAAGAUGUUUCAAAGAUAAUGUCCCAUGUAUAUAACUACAAAAUGUAAUUAUUUAUUAUGUGUUGCAUUAAAGGUGUAAUGAUCUAAGAGUUUGGAUCGAUAAAUAAAAUAAAAGGCAAUGAUUGAAAUUAAUCGAUGCAACAAUUAUAAAUCUAUUAUUAUCGAAAAAGAACAAACAACUUGUAUGUAAAAAUAUAUUUUUUACACUGAUGUGUAGAUAAUUUAAUACACAAGGUGAUUUGCCCACAAUUCUAUAAAAUAAUCAUUCUCUAAGUCAUCAUCAUUUGCAAAUUAUUUGUAGGCCUCACAUAUCAUUUGGAGGCUACUAAAUAGAAUUGUAUCGAAUCGCAUCUCAUCGUAUCAUGUCGUUUUGUAUUGUAUCAUAUUGUAGCAGAUUCAGUGGUAUCAUGAAAUAUCGAAUCUUUGUUAUGAAUUGAAAAGGUGUGGAAGUCAGAGGUUUACACUCCGAUGUUGCAUAGAACGUAAUAUUGAUUUGAUCAUUUUCAUGUUACGGAUCAAAAUGUGUGGCAUUAACUGACACAGUACAGGUCAUAUGUGAAUAUAUGUGUUAUGUUUUAAUAUGUGUGUAUAUACACUAUAUAUAUAUAAGUUGGGAACAGAUUUUUUUUUUCUGUGAGAUUAUAAGGAUGUUUUUUAAGAUUGCAAAUUAAAAUGGGGCAUUAAGAUGGGCAGUGGUAGCUCAGUGGUUAAGACGUUGGGCUACUGAUUGGAAGGUCAUGAGUUCAAGCUGUCACUGUUGGGCCCUU
Ictalurus furcatus (blue catfish) is the source of this 3159-nucleotide messenger RNA. RefSeq names its product tyrosine kinase receptor Cad96Ca-like. Lineage: Eukaryota; Metazoa; Chordata; Actinopteri; Siluriformes; Ictaluridae. Gene Ontology annotation, cellular component: signaling receptor complex; extrinsic component of cytoplasmic side of plasma membrane. Bases 315 to 1925 code for a protein of 536 amino acids. Gene Ontology annotation, molecular function: ATP binding; non-membrane spanning protein tyrosine kinase activity; signaling receptor binding. The record is from RefSeq and is a predicted model, not a curated record. Gene Ontology annotation, biological process: innate immune response; cell surface receptor protein tyrosine kinase signaling pathway; cell differentiation. The transcript has 11 exons.